Prorocentrum cordatum is the source of this 3066-nucleotide messenger RNA. The record is from the annotation of a GenBank genome assembly. NCBI's taxonomy places the organism in Eukaryota, Dinophyceae, Prorocentrales, Prorocentraceae.
AGCCAGUUUGGCUCAAGCCAUCUGGUUCAGGAGCGGAGAAACCAUUCCUACCGGACUGCUUGCACGCGGACGCGGCUCUUCAGCGAUGUCCGUUGAUAUACAAGUGCGCAGACACUUAGAAGAAGGUCUCGCGGUGCCGUCAGUCAUCUCGGUGGCGCCCUUGCUCGAGCACGCGGGUCCUGUUACAGGGCAAUCACCUAUCAAUCUGUCUCCUGAUUUCCCUCCUCGGCUGGGGGGAGCGUUUUCUUUCUUUUGCACUCUCAAGGCGGACGGCAUAGAUACGUGGUUCCGUGUGUUCGACUUCUCUUCCGAUGCUGACGACGAAAGUAUCACGGCUGGGGUGAUCGAGCAUACGCAUGACUUGCAUUUCACUGUUUUCCGUGGCAAGAUUCCCAUGAGUGUGCGCGUGAACGACUUCUUCGAAGAAGGGCAGGAGUUUUCCUUGCUCUGCACGGUAUCAGUGUCGGGGCACAUGAAGGUCUUCAAAGACGGUGGCCUUGUUGGCGAGAAUCAGGAUGGGCUGCCACCAGUGUCUAUGGAGAGGCCGCACAUGAUAGUCGGCGGCCACUUCUUGUACCACAAACAAGCCUUUCAUGGUAGCAUCAGGGACGUGAAAGUCUGGGACCAGGAGGUCACGUGGCCGAUGGUGCAAGUGGAGCCGGCACUGCCAGAGUCGGAGGCGGACGUUGGGUUAGCGGCUGAUGCCAGUUCGAUGAUCACUCCGAGCAGAGACCCUGGGCUCGUCGGCGGCGUCGACGCGAUGGCCACCCCGACCAAAUUGCCAGAGAAGAUGGAGUUCGCAGAGGACGGAGGUGCACAGUGCCAAGUGCCAGACCAGAUCGGGGCGUCGUUACUGCCGACGCUACACGAGGUCAUCGCGUACGACGUCAGCCAGGGCACCGAGGAGAUCCCCAUCUCCAGCGCGUGAGAGUUCUCGCGGAGCCACAAGGGCAUGGCCCGUGUGAGGGGGAGAGUGGGAGGAUGUCAUGCUAGCCGUAGAGCCCACCAAGCAUAGGCCAACCGGGGCGGGAGCCGUGAAGGGUGGGGCUUGGGGCAUUUUGAGUGGAACCCAUGCAGGGUUGAGCCCAUGCAGACCGAGAAUCAUCUGAUCCAUGCUUUUGAGCUUCCUCUCCUCUUGGCUUCAGCCUCCUCCUUUCCAAUCCAACAACCUGCUAUCGCGCACAUCAGUGAGAUCCACUGCGGAGAACGACCUUCCCAUCUCUACCUGCAACAGUGCCGUUCUGCUUGCGCUGUAUAGCGAAUGCCAGUGGUCAGCUGUCCCUGCGACGAGGACACGCACAUUCGCCAGCAAUGGUGCUUCGACCGCAGUUCUAGGCUUGCUCGAGUUUACGGGCAUGUCUGGCAGAUAUAGAAUAUUCGAGUCACGCUUGCCUUCUCCUCAGCUCCUUAUCCUUCUAUUCCUCCUCGCGGCAAUGACCACGCCUUCCACUGGCGGCGCAGUCUCCACGUGCGUGCAAUACCAUCGGGGGCAGCCAGGUAAAAGGAAUUAUGUUUUUUGUGUUGUGCGUUUGGGGAUGUCAGUGUUAAUUGUGUGUCGUAUUUGAGUGGUACGCGUUCGGCGCCAUAGCCAACCAGUGAAGUUCGGAAUCCGACUGUAAUCACCAGACACAUCGUGCGAGUUUUGGAAGUAUGUUCUGACCGCAGGCGAGCUGCAUCUCACCCUCGACUGACACUGUUCACGACCUUCCGGGUCUUUCUGCCCUUGUUUAGGAGGGAUCCUGUUGCAAGCGCAGUCGAUUCAGAGCUCGCCUGCGACCUGGCAUCGUGUGCCGAGGACCGCCCGUGGUCGUGGGGCGACUUGGGGACUCGAGCGGGGUCUGGUGGAGAGUGUGCAGCGGAUUCUGUCGAUGUGCAGCGAUCCAGCACAACCUCCUCGAGCUCAGGUCCUGGGGCCCCGCUCCCAGCUGGCGCGUGCGCGAGGACGGUUACAGGCCAGGCGUGCGACGCCCCGCCUCGACGGCACGUGCGCGUGCAGGCUGGCGCGGGAGUGUCCGCGCGGCCCGGCGUUUCAAAAGGCCGCGGCGCGGCGCUCUGCCCGCAGGCCCCGUCGGCGGCCGCGCCCGCGGCUCGUCGGUCCCGAGCUAGGGCACGAUGGGGAGUGGCCGCGCCUCCUGCUUUUCGUCCUCCUCCCCCACUCUUCUUUCCUCCACUCCCUCUCUCUCCUCCCCUCCCCUUUCCCUGCUGUCUUUGAAGUGGCGCCGGCCGCCCUGGAACCUGCGAGCUGGUGCCGUUGAUCCGGUUUUAUGACCGAUGCCAUUCCAUUCGCAGGUGUGUAUGCGUCAGGGGAGUUCGGUUGGCCCGUGGGGUGGGCAGGGUGGGGCAGGGGGAGCUCGACGGCAAGCCCACUGGCGGUGAGAGUCUCCCGCGCGCUGCCCCAUGCCCCUGCUCCCCUCCCCGCCUCCCCCGUCUCCCCUCCUCCCUUUCCUUCCCUCCCCCCCUCGCCUCCCGCCUCCUCCCCCCGGUGGCACUGGGCGCUCUUCUGCUGCCAAAGCUCGUUCGCCGAGCUGCAAAUGCGGUUGCGGAUAGGAGGAGUUGUGCCUUCACCCGCAGUGGGAACUUUCGCUAUUCUGCCCGCGAGCUGUUUCCAUCACGCUGCACUGCAAGUUGUAGGCAGGUGAGUUGGGGUUGCCAUUGCGCACAGCUUCCGACGAGCGUUGACGUCUGCUUCGUACUGGAGUGCCUGUGCAUUUCAUACUGUGUAGUUUGGCUUGACCUGAGAUGAACCGAUCUGUCGCCGAAGUGAGCAACAGCAAUUCUCAGCGUUCGCCUUGCACGCAAAGAGAGACGGGCGACAACCCACCUUUACAGAUAGCGGGCACCUGUCAACAUACGUUUUGGAGCCCUCAGGGGCGCCUUGGAGCGAGAUGUGUGGCGUGUCGGGGCCCUCUUGAACAGACUACCGCGCGCUCGCGGAGGAUCUCGCUGGCCCCCCGGCAAUCGCGGCACCGCCCGCACCGCCAAUAGUGAUUUCAGUGGCUGACAUUCUCAGUGUCCGCCGUGCACGCAUCGGGAAACGGGCGGGAACCCACCUUUACAGUCGGCGGG